Messenger RNA from Spizellomyces punctatus DAOM BR117, 2716 nucleotides. RefSeq lists its product as uncharacterized. The record is from RefSeq and is a predicted model, not a curated record. Lineage: Eukaryota; Fungi; Chytridiomycota; Chytridiomycetes; Spizellomycetales; Spizellomycetaceae. The transcript has 8 exons. Bases 13 to 2691 code for a protein of 892 amino acids. Gene Ontology annotation, molecular function: protein binding.
UUCACGUUCACCAUGACCAAUGCUAAGGUGACGGGACUGUUACCAAUAAAGCAACAAAAGGGGAUACAAACAGGUUCAUUCGCCGUUACGGGUGGUAUUGCACGGGACUCUUUUGUCAUUCCGGAAACAAGUGUAUAUAAUCCACCGCCUGGACCACCUCCCGUGGCCGUAUACCUUCCCCCACCUGGUCCACCACCUCCAAAUACAAUACCUUUUACUUCUCUGCCACCAUCCGCUCAACCACUUCGUGAGACGUUUAAUAACAGGAUACCCGGCGGAAUAGAAGUGGAUAUUCGGUCCGCAGGAUUAGGCGUCAUGCGCAUACUCCCUGACGAGACCAUAGCAGAAGGGGUGCUAUCCUUGCUGAAUGCCCAGGAUUUGGUGACCCUAUCAAAUGUCUCGCGUAUUUUAUAUAUUUUUGCACGAGAUGAUCAACAAUGGCGACGCAUCUGUUUGGAGAGAUGGGGACGAGCUGGAUCCGUUUCUGGAGGUCUUGUUUUCAAGGGUACCUGGCGGCUUACAUACUAUUUCCCUGGCACGAUGAACGAGAGUUUUCGCGAAAAGUUUGAAUUUGCGCGGGUACAUGCUCAUUGUUCAUUAACUGUUGAUGGUCUUGUUUCUCCGUAUCUUCAUGCCAAGUGGUGCCGCUGCCAUAUGGACCUAUCUCGGUUCCACGUUGAUACAAAACUGACUACAGCGGAAACCACAAUUGAGCGAGUGUCUGGACGCACUCUUACAGCUGUGCAAUUUCAGUCCCGCUAUGAGUCAUUAUCGAAGCCUAUUGUCAUUGCAAUGGACGGCAUCGCGAGCAGCUGGCCUGCUUUGACGACCUGGUCCUUGAAAGCGCUACUUACAAAGUAUGGAGAUAUUCACUUCAAAGUGGGUAAUGAGUACGGGCAUCCACGAAAAGUCGGGAUGAAGUUCUCGUCAUAUGUGGACUAUAUGCUCCAACAAAACGAUGAGUCUCCUCUGUACGUCUUUGAUGACCGUUUUGCGGAGAAAGCGCCAGAUAUGCUGCGCGAUUAUGAAGUACCUUCAAUAUUCGCGGAGGAUUUUUUAUCUGUUCUUGGAGAGGAGCGCCCGCCUUUUCGAUGGUUGGUGAUAGGACCUGCACGCUCAGGAGCAUCAUGGCACAUUGACCCGCUGGGCACUUCGGCAUGGAAUACCCUCUUAUCUGGCCGCAAAAGAUGGGCAUUGUACCCUCCCGACAAGUUGCCCCCGGGAGUUCAUCCAAGCGAUUUGUCCUCACCUUCGACACUGUACUGGUAUCUUGAAGUAUACCCUUUCCUUCCGCCAGAACUCAAGCCAAUAGAGAUUGUCCAGGAACCGGGGGAAACGAUUGUGGUUCCUGCGGGAUGGUGGCAUGCAGUAUUGAAUUUGGAUCAAUGCAAUAUUGCUAUUACACAGAAUUGGUGUGGGCGAUGGAAUUUGGAUGGUGUUGUUGAGGAAAUGGCCAGUUCUUUGGAGAACAAGUACCAUAAACUAUAUUGGAAAUUUAGGCAGCGCAUGAUAGAAGAACACCCGAAUCUCGGUUUUGUUUUCGAUUCUUUUGGACGCACCACCGACCCACUCAUCCUUGCCGAGGGAUAUGCCACAAAGGGGGAGUUUUGCCAGGGGUUUACGUCAGAACCGGCAAAAUGGAUACCGAGAAUUAAUCAGGUAUGGGAGCGGGAAUUCGGUCAUGAGGGGCCUGUGGAAGAGGAGGAUGUCGAGCCUAUGGAGCAUCUGGGAGAAAAUCCGAUUUAUUUCCAUUUUGAGAGCGAGCGCGUCAUCAAGUUUUAUUCGCACUUGGGUCGGGGUCUGGUGUCCUAUGCAUCCGAGGUAGACGCCUUGACGUCCAUAGGGGCACUUCCACAAACCAGCCUACUGCAUGCUGUCUGUCCACAGAUGGUCGCUCACGGCAUGCUUUUCAAACCAGGCCCAUCAUCGUGGCCUUGGCCAUAUGGCAUCCAAACGCACGUAGGUUCUGAAGAGUCACAUGCAAUGGGGGAGUCUGCAAAUCUAUUUACCCCCGGUGAUUGGAUUAACUUGACAAACUGGAUUGGAACCGUUUUACGAGAAUUACAUCGCACGCCCGUCCGGCAAAGUAAGAUUAUCCUUCAGGGUGAGGAUACCACGUCCCGGGAUUGGACAGUAUACCUGCGCAAAAGGAUCAAAGCCGCGAGAAGAGAUCACACCCGAUGGGGGCACCUCCCAUCCGCUUUGAUCAGUACCCUGGAAGACUAUAUCCAACAAGCUUUACCAGCGAUAUCCCCCAACGUGUCUGACCUCGGGUUUCCAAGUGCAAAUCUCCUUCAUGGGGACCUGACUGCUGGAAACAUUAUCGGACACUGGAAACUCGAUCAAACCUCCCAAAGAAACAACUGGGUACCUACCCAUAUCAUUGACUUUGGGGAUGCAUUUCUUGCUCCUUCCGACAGCGACAUCCGACUGGACCCCUUGUGGGACAUGGCGUUUUUGUAUGUGACGACAUUACGAUGCCAGGUAUCAUUACUGCAUAGACUUUUGGAUAUUUAUUUAGGAUGCAGUAGCUGGAGAUCAAAGUGGAGCUGGAUUAGAGAGAGAAUGUGUGCGUACGUUCUUCUUUGGAGUUAUGAAGCGGGUAUUAAAGGAAUUAAAGGGAAUGCGGGCAUCCCCGAUGGGAUAGAUAAUUGGCAUGAGUUUGAAGUAAAAGUGUUUGGAGAACUAUAAUUUAUUCCUAUAUUCACGUCUCAGG